UGAUUAUGAAGUAUGAGCUGCUUUUUAAUUGAGAAGUGUGAACCACAUUGUAUCUUAUCAUAAUAAAUAAAUCUUUCUUCACAGGGUACUGGUCUCCAUAAAAUUGUCACAGCUAUCAUAUUCAUUUGACAAUUAACGUUCACAAAGCUACAUUCAGCUUCUUCCACUGAUAUCAAUCAUAGUCCUACCAUCAUCUUCACAUCACAACAAUGGCUAAAGUUGGUAGAAUGAAGCUGGGUUCACAGGGCUUGGAGGUGUCUCAGCAAGGACUUGGUUGCAUGGGAAUGUCUGCUGCCUAUGGACCUCCAAAACCAGAACCUGACAUGGUUGCUCUAAUCCACCAUGCUAUUCAAAGUGGUGUCACAUUCCUUGACACUGCUGAUGUCUAUGGCCCUCACACCAACGAAAUUCUAAUUGGAAAGGCUCUGAAGGGAGGGAUGAGAGAGAAGGUUGAAUUGGCAACCAAGUUUUCAUUCAAUUUCAUUGAGGAUGGGAAAUUUGAAAUCCGUGGAGAUCCAGAAUAUGUGAGAGCUGCCUGUGAGGGAAGCUUGAAGAGACUUGAAAUUGAUUGCAUUGAUCUCUAUUUCCAGCAUAGAGUUGAUACUCGCGUGCCAAUUGAAGUCACGAUGGGGGAGCUUAAGAAACUUGUUGAAGAGGGAAAAAUAAAGUACAUCGGUCUAUCUGAGGCGUCGGCUUCAACAAUCAGAAGAGCACAUGCUGUUCAUCCCAUAACAGCUGUGCAAAUUGAAUGGUCUCUUUGGUCUAGAGAUGUUGAGGAAGAAAUAAUUCCAACUUGCAGGGAACUUGGCAUUGGAAUUGUUGCAUAUAGUCCUCUUGGCCGCGGAUUCUUUUCGUCUGGAUCAAAGUUGAUCGAUACUUUGUCGCAGGAUGACUUCCGGAAGGCUCUGCCUAGAUUCCAACCUGAAAACCUGGAGACAAACAGGACUAUAUUCGAGAGGGUUAACGAAAUGGCCAUGAAGAAAGGAUGUACUCCAUCUCAGCUUGCAUUGGCAUGGCUUCAGCACCAAGGCAAUGAUGUCUGCCCCAUACCCGGAACCACCAAAAUUGAGAACUUUAAUGACAACAUUGGAGCCUUGUCUGUGAAACUUACACCACAAGAAAUGACAGAACUCGAGUCCUUUGCUGCCGCAGAUGUUGUCAAGGGUGAUAGAUUUCCACAUGGCUUUGUACCUACAUGGAAGAACUCUGAUACUCCACCACUUUCUUCUUGGAAAGCUGUUUGAUCAAGUUCAGCACUUAAUUUACCAUUUCACCCUCUGGAGUGUUGAUACUAUAAAAAUAAAUAGAUCAGUGUAAAGGGUAUUUAUGUUUAUGUAUUGUAUUCCCUUUUCAAAUGAAUUUGGUUACAUCAGUGAACCUUUGAAAUUUCUAGCUGCUGAUUUUGUAUUCUUGACUUCGAAGUGGUUUUUGGAUUCUAUUGCAGAUAACUUCAUAUGUAUUCUACAAAA
Arachis ipaensis is the source of this 1469-nucleotide messenger RNA. Its product is annotated as putative aldo-keto reductase 2. Gene Ontology annotation, cellular component: cytoplasm. NCBI's taxonomy places the organism in Eukaryota, Viridiplantae, Streptophyta, Magnoliopsida, Fabales, Fabaceae. The record is from RefSeq and is a predicted model, not a curated record.